AUGUCAACAGAGACAUAUUGUGAGAAUCCAAAGCAAUCAGAGACUCUGCUUCUCUCUUCUACAUUAGCCCAGCAAGCCCAACAUGCAAUUCAUCAGGCGGCGAACUACUCAGCCCACCGCCAGCAUGAGGACGGCCAUUGGUGUGGUGAACUCAAAUCAAACGCCACGAUCACCUCUGAAUAUGUGAUGCUUCGUCAAGCCCUAAAUCUGGACCUGACAACAGAUCGCGAGGCAUUGAUCUCGUGGUUCUUGUCGGACCAAAAUCCUGAUGGAUCAUGGUCAAUCGCGCCAGAGUAUCCGGGUGAGAUCUCAACCUCAGUGGAAGCCUACUUCGCACUGAAGAUCCUCGGCCUUACGCCAGACAUGGCGGUUAUGCGAAAAGCCCGACAAUUCAUCAUUUCAGCCGGUGGCAUCGCCAAAAUCCGAAUCUUUACCCGCAUCUACCUCGCAACCUUCGGCCUGUUCCCUUGGGAUGCAGUCCCAGAACUCCCGGCAGAGCUGAUCAUGAUGCCAGAUGCUGCUAUGAUUAGUAUAUACCGACUUUCUUCCUGGGCGCGCAGUACCAUUGUACCUCUUCUGAUCAUCUCGCACCAUCGCCCAAUUUAUGCUCUGCCGAAUGGGAAGUCCGCAACGAAUGACUUCCUGGACGAGAUCUGGGACAACGCAGCACAAAAGAGCGUACCUUACUCUCCGCCUCUCUGGAAUCUUAUCAAAUCUGAUGCCGUGGCCUCGAGCUUCAUUGUCAUGGAUAAUAUCUUGCACAUGCUCGGUGGGUUACGCAAUUCUCCCACUCGCACAUACUCGCGCCGUAAAUGUAUCGAAUGGAUCCUGGAACACCAGGAGGAAGAAGGCGAUUGGGCUGGAAUCUUCCCGCCCAUGCAUUGUGGUAUCAUAGCGUUGUCUCUCGAAGGUCACACGCUUAACGAUGAUCCCGUCCGCAAAGGGCUCGAGGCUAUCGAGCGUUUUGCAUGGAUUGAUGCACGGGGGAAAAGAGUUCAAGCUUGCGUUUCUCCGGUCUGGGACACGAUCUUGAUGACAAUUGCUCUCAGCGACGUUGGGCUCGGUGCCCGUGCCUCAGAUGCAAUUGAGUGGGUCAAGGAGCGGCAGAUCUGCGGACCAGAAGGUGAUUGGCGAAUCUACAAGCCCAACAUCACAGCAGGUGGAUUUAGCUUCGAAUACUUCAACAAAUGGUAUCCGGACGUGGAUGAUACUGCUGCGGCGAUCUUGGCGAUGGUCAAGCAGGAUCCGAAGCUCACGAAGUCUUUAUCUUCGAUCACAAAAGCCGUGGAAUGGAUCAUCGGCAUGCAAAAUGAUGAUGGUGGAUGGGGCGCUUUCGAUAUCCACAACGAUCGCCUGUUCCUGAACAAGAUACCUUUUAGUGACAUGGAAGCUCUGUGUGAUCCGUCCACAGCAGAUGUGACCGGGCGUAUUCUUGAGGCAUUUGGUCUUCUCCUGCAGAGAAACGGUGACCAAUUCACAAGAUUAGCCGAAGGUAUGAACUUUGCCUGUGAUAGAGGUAUCUCAUACCUCAUUGGCACCCAGGAAGCCACUGGGUCUUGGUAUGGUCGCUGGGGAGCCAACUACAUAUACGGCACCAGCAAUGUAGUCUGCGGACUUGCUCUCUUCUCCCAAGACAAGAAAGUGCAAAAUGCCUUGGAGCUCGCUCUCGCAUGGCUGAGAAACAAACAAAAUCCAGACGGCGGAUGGGGCGAGACGUUGAUGUCGUAUAAGAGAACCAGUCUGGAGGGCGACGGCCCUUCCACUGCUUCUCAGACAGGCUGGGCUCUGAUGGCGCUGCUUGCCCAGCCUUCCAGUGAACAGUCGAUUGAAAAAGGAGUGCAGUAUUUGUUGCGAACACAGACAUCGUCGGAGCGACCUGACGAAGCGUCGUGGCCGGAAACUCGUUACACAGGAACUGGCUUCCCCAAUCAUUUCUAUUUGGGCUAUGCCCUGUACGCCCAUUAUUUCCCCAUGAUGGCUUUGGGACGAUAUGUGGCUAUACAUGGUUGA
Molecule: messenger RNA, 2010 nt
Organism: Penicillium brevicompactum
Lineage: Eukaryota; Fungi; Ascomycota; Eurotiomycetes; Eurotiales; Aspergillaceae
Product: terpene cyclase/mutase family protein
Exons: 1
Coding region: 1-2010 (669 amino acids)
Biological process (GO): triterpenoid biosynthetic process
Cellular component (GO): lipid droplet
Molecular function (GO): intramolecular transferase activity
Source: RefSeq, a predicted model, not a curated record